CCUCUCACGUCUCCUCUCCCAGGCGCGGAGCAGCAUGUCCGGGAAGCGCGCGGCGAGGAGGAGCCCGCUGCCCGAGGACGGCUCUCCGGAGAAGAAGCGUGUUAAGGUCUGCCACCCGUCGCACCGGGCAGAGCCCGGGCUGGUGCUGACGCUGGGGCAGGGCGACGUCGGGCAGCUGGGCCUCGGGGAGGACGUGAUGGAGAGGAAGCGGCCGGCCCUGGUGCAGCUGCCGGAGAAGAUCGUGCAGGCAGAAGCGGGCGGCAUGCACACGGUCUGCCUCAGCGUGACGGGCAAGGUGUACACCUUCGGCUGCAAUGACGAGGGGGCCUUGGGCCGCGACACCUCCGAGGAGGGCUCGGAGACCAGGCCGGGCCUGGUGGAGCUGGAGGAGAAGAUCGUGCAGGUCUCUGCUGGCGACAGCCACACAGCAGCGCUGACGGAUGACGGCCGCGUCUUCCUCUGGGGCUCCUUCCGGGACAACAAUGGCGUCAUCGGCCUGCUGGAGCCCAUGAAGAAGAGCGUGGUGCCCGUGGAGCUGCAGCUGCGGUCGUCUGUCAUCAAGAUCGUCUCAGGAAAUGACCACCUGGUCACGCUGACCACCGACGGGAGCCUCUACACGUGCGGCUGUGGAGAGCAGGGCCAGCUGGGCCGCGUGCCGGAGCUGUUCUCCAACCGGGGAGGACGGAAAGGGCUGCAGCGGCUGCUGCUCCCUCAGCGCGUGCCCCUCAAGGGCCGGGGCGGCAAGAACAAGAUGCGCUUCCAGGACGCCUUCUGCGGGGCAUAUUUCACCUUCGCCGUCACCCAGGAGGGGCAUGUCUAUGGCUUCGGUCUCUCCAACUACCACCAGCUGGGGACCCCGGGCACCGACCCCUGCUUCUCCCCGCAGAACCUGACGUCCUUCAGGAACUCGACCAAGUCCUGGGUGGGAUUCUCGGGCGGGCAGCACCACACAGUCUGCAUGGACUCAGAAGGUAGAGCCUACAGCCUGGGCAGGGCAGACUACGGCCGGUUGGGCCUGGGAGAAGGUGCGGAGGAGAAGAGCGAUCCCACCCCCAUCCCGGGUCUGCCAAGCGUGUCCUCAGUGGCUUGCGGGGCGUCCGUGGGGUAUGCAGUCACCAAGGACGGGCGAGCCUUCGCCUGGGGCAUGGGCACAAACUACCAGCUGGGCACAGGGGAGGACGAGGACCUGUGGAGCCCUGUGGAGAUGACCGGCAAGCAGCUGGAGAGCCGCGUGGUCCUGUCAGUGUCCAGCGGGGGACAGCACACGGUCUUGCUGGUCAAAGACAAGGAGCAGAGUUGAUGAUGCGGUCGGGCCGGCCCAAGCACGGCGAUAACGCGGGAUGGCUGGGGCUGGGCCUUGGGGGACUGCCUCGUCCGGGCUCCUCCAGCCUGCUGCAGCGUGGGGAGGCAUCCUGGCUCCCUCCAGGGCCGGGGGCAGGGGCUGCGUGGCUGGAGGGAGCCUUUUCAGGGACCCCUGCUCUCUCUGGAAACAGGCACCUGCCCCCCAAGUCUUCUCUUCUUCCUCACCCCUGUUUUAACUGUUUCCCUGGGCCAGCAAAGCUGGGGCUCCUGCAGCUUCAGAGGCCUUGGGCGUCUCAGGUUUGGCCUUCCAUCUCCUCCUCCACCCCGAGCCCCUCCUGGCCUUGAGAGAUCAGGGUUGUUUUUUCCAUGAAUAGGCCAAGCCCAUCUCAUUCGAGGUGAGGUUGAGGCUGCCUGUGCCCCUCACCUUCCUCUCUGCUCCCCCUGGGAAUCCCCCAUGCUGACCCGCGUCCUGGUCCUGCAUGAGAUCUGUGUGCAGAGCAGCUGGGGAUCUGGGGGAAGGGAGAGAGCCUGGAUCUCUCUCUUCUCCCCCAUCCCUUCUCUCAUGCAAGAGCUUUGCAGCGGCUUGAGCUGAAAUGUCCCAGCAUGGGAGCUUGGAGCUCCUCUGCAAACACCACCCCAGGGUCCAGACACUGGCAAAAGCAACCGGCUCCUGCUCCCCGCGUCCGAACACAGCAGCCCUUGGGGGAAUCGGUGCCUGGAGAUCCUCCCAGUUUCCUUCCACAGACAGACGAGGGCUGGGAAGAGGCUUGUCUUCCUGUUGCCCGUCUCAAGUACCUGCUUUUAGAUCCGUCCUUCCCCUGUUCCCAGCAAGUUUGCAGACAGGCUGCAAACCCCCACCCUCCCCAUUUUUGGUGGUGGAUGGUUUUUCUUUUGGUAGUUUUUUAGUUUCUAUCCCCCUGCCCGGGGGCUGUGAUGGAUGGCCACCAUCACUUCUGCCCUGGCAUUAGAUGACUCGCCUCUACCAGCCCUGCUGUAGGCCGCUGGGUCGCAAUGGCUGCUGUUCCCAUGCAUCUAACCGGCCUGGGGGCCGGCCCAUCUCCUGCCCCGCUGUCCCACGUGCCUGCUUUCCAGUACCCUGCUCAGGAGCUGGGGUCCCUCUAUGAACGUUUUACACAUUAAGUUAUAGCAAUAUCGGGAAAGGGGGGCGGAGAUUGUACAAUAGCUCAACCUAGGCUGGAUUUUUUUUAAAUAAAAAAAAAAAAAAAAAGGAAAUUGAAAUAUUUUGGUGGCUUGGUGUAAAAGAGAGGCAAGAAUGUGGAACUUUUAACAUUUGGAAUAAAAUGAAUCUUGUAACCUC
Gavialis gangeticus (Gharial) is the source of this 2620-nucleotide messenger RNA. It is a transcript of the gene RCC1, whose product is annotated as regulator of chromosome condensation 1. NCBI's taxonomy places the organism in Eukaryota, Metazoa, Chordata, Crocodylia, Gavialidae. The transcript is spliced from 9 exons. The record is from RefSeq and is a predicted model, not a curated record. Gene Ontology annotation, molecular function: guanyl-nucleotide exchange factor activity. The coding region runs from base 35 to 1300 and encodes 421 amino acids. Gene Ontology annotation, cellular component: cytoplasm.